AUGGCUGACCCGUCGGAGCUCAACUCAUCGACCGGGUCCAUUCAAUCGGCGCCGGCGUCUUCCUCAUUCCCGUCAGCGGCCCGUCUGGUCCACCGUUUACCAGCUCUGAAGCAGCGGCUACAGGAAGUUGCGGUGGCCAGAGCAAACGACCAUGUGCGCCAAGUGGCUAUACUUGUUCGAUGGCUCGACGAGGGCUCGAAUGCGCGGCACUACGUUAAUACCAUGGCCAGCCUUAUGCAAGGCUUCGUCAUCGAGCACGAGACAUACGUUCUGAGGAACACAGAUAGGAUGCCAAACUGGAGACUCCGCCGCGAACGUGUUGGGCACAUUAUCAUAAUUGGGGACGUGAGUGAUCACUUGUUUGCUUGUCGUGUUCUCCGGACCCGUGCACGGUCUGACAUUCUCCCUGUUCUUUCGGAGCAUUUACCAUCAUCCUUGGACCUUCGCUCAUACCCUGAGAUCGAGAAAUUUUUGGAUGGCCCAACUCGUAGCCAUCUGGGCCUAAGCGAGCACCAUCUCGUGCGAGAUCCUACAUAUGGGAUCUCUCUUGGCCAAGUUUGGGGGGCAUUGGCAAUAUUUGAAGGUAGCAAGAAGCGCCGUGGAAUUGAUUCAUCCAAAGUUCCCUCUGAAGGAAAUGACAAUGAACUCGAGGCAUCUCUGGAGCAGCCUCGAAUACGCAGCGAAGAUGAAGGCGAGCCAUCUCCGAAGCGGCGGCGACAUCCCCGGUCCCCGGAGGAUUACACCGUCCGACACACACUGUACUUUGCACCGCCCCAAGAUGGCGCUAUUCUGCCUGCUGUCCUCGAAUUUAGGGACGCAAAGUCAAAACUUUCUGCUCACACUCCUUAG
Molecule: messenger RNA, 849 nt
Organism: Penicillium bovifimosum
Lineage: Eukaryota; Fungi; Ascomycota; Eurotiomycetes; Eurotiales; Aspergillaceae
Exons: 3
Coding region: 1-849 (282 amino acids)
Source: RefSeq, a predicted model, not a curated record